AUGCAAAUCUUGAGCUCUAAGGAUUGGAAAAUUGAGGACAAGAUUGCCAAUCUCAAGAUGCUUAUUGCUGCAAAAAUUGGGAGUUACAAGUCGUGGCUAAUAGUGGUGGACAAUGUGACAGAACUGACUUUUGUACAUGAUCAUCUACCACAGUCUGGAACCGAGACGUGGGCAAGAGGUCAGUUGUUAAUUACAACCCAGGAUACAAAGUCCAUCCCCUUAAAAAGCUCUUUCAUCAAUCACAUUUCAGUAAGCCAAGGAAUGAAUCCUUACGAUGCCACUUCCUUAUUGGCCAAACUUUCUGGGGUCUUCGACAUCAAGCUAGCGGAAAACGUUGCCCAGAAACUGGACUAUCAGCCACUCGCUUUAGCAGGCGCGGCUGUGUUUGUCAAAGACAUUCGACAGGACAAAGCAUCGAAGCACUUUGGCUGGGACGAAUACCUAAAGAUUUUAGAAGAAGGAAAACGAGAAACGACCGAGGAUACCCUUGCUGAUACCAACUUAGUUUAUCCAAAUACGAUGACUACAGCAAUAACGUUAGCUGUCGAAGGGCAAGUCAAAUCCGACAAAUUUUUUGAACACCUAUUCAGAUUUCUUUUUCUGUGCGCACCACAACCAUUAAACGUUGACAUAGCGGUUAGUUACCUUUUAAACGUUCUCGAACACGAUGAUAAAGAGGACAAGGAGCACAUUCGCAGGAGAUUCAGAAGAUGUUCACUGCUUCUUUUAGAGGAAGACGAAGAUAGUUGCUAUAACAUUCGUGUACAUCAGGUUGUGCACGACGCAAUGAAAUGGGUAAUGAGUGACUGUACAAAAAAUCAAACGAUCAAGGUUGUAAGUGAAACUGUUACAUCGUUUAACAAAUUUAUAGUCACAAUUCCACACGAAAAUAGAACAAUGGACACUAUGCACAACAUUCCGCACGUAAGCGCCCUUAUUGUACCAAUUAAUACAGUUAUUAUGACAGAAAAUAUGUCUCAAGUCCAUAUUCAGGACAUUUCUGAAAAAUUGUCGAAUCUUGGCGAUAUAUGUGAAAUGCACUGUGAAUUUAACGUGGCAAAAACAUACUUGGAAAAUUCUCUCGCUAUUCGCAUCAGGCUAUUGGGUGACCAAAAUGUCGAUGUUGCAACAAGCUACGGUAACCUAGCUUCAAUUCACCAGGACUUAGGUGACCUUGAACAAGCAAAGGAGUAUCAGCAACGUGGUUUAGCCAUCUUUCUCAAGAAGCUUGGUGCUGAACAUGUUUCUGUUGCAACAAGCUACGGUAACCUAGCUUCAAUUUACAAGGCCUUAGGUGACCUUGAACAAGCAAAGGAGUAUCAGCAACGUGGUUUAGCCAUCUUUCUCAAGAAGCUUGGUGCUGAACAUGUUUCUGUUGCAACAAGCUACGGUAACCUAGCUUCAAUUCACAAGGACUUAGGUGACCUUGAACAAGCAAAGGAGUAUCAGCAACGUGGUUUAGCCAUCCAACUCAAGAAGCUUGGUGCUGAACAUGUUUCUGUUGCAACAAGCUACGGUAACCUAGCUUCAAUUCACCAGGACUUAGGUGACCUUGAACAAGCAAAGGAGUAUCAGCAACGUGGUUUAGCCAUCCAACUCAAGAAGCUUGGUGCUGAACAUGUUUCUGUUGCAACAAGCUACGGUAACCUAGCUUCAAUUCACCAGGACUUAGGUGACCUUGAACAAGCAAAGGAGUAUCAGCAACGUGGUUUAGCCAUCCAACUCAAGAAGCUUGGUGCUGAACAUGUUUCUGUUGCAACAAGCUACGGUAACCUAGCUUCAAUUCACCAGGACUUAGGUGACCUUGAACAAGCAAAGGAGUAUCAGCAACGUGGUUUAGCCAUCAAACUCAAGAAGCUUGGUGCUGAACAUGUUUCUGUUGCAACAAGCUACGGUAACCUAGCUUCAAUUCACCAGGACUUAGGUGACCUUGAACAAGCAAAGGAGUAUCAGCAACGUGGUUUAGCCAUCAAACUCAAGAAGCUUGGUGCUGAACAUGUUUCUGUUGCAACAAGCUACGGUAACCUAGCUUCAAUUCACCAGGACUUAGGUGACCUUGAACAAGCAAAGGAGUAUCAGCAACGUGGUUUAGCCAUCGAACUCAAGAAGCUUGGUGCUGAACAUGUUUCUGUUGCAACAAGCUACGGUAACCUAGCUUCAAUUUACAAGGACUUAGGUGACCUUGAACAAGCAAAGGAGUAUCAGCACCGUGCUUCAGCCAUCAAACUCAAGAAGCUUUUCUAA
Molecule: messenger RNA, 2244 nt
Organism: Porites evermanni
Lineage: Eukaryota; Metazoa; Cnidaria; Anthozoa; Scleractinia; Poritidae
Source: the annotation of a GenBank genome assembly